Messenger RNA from Ctenopharyngodon idella (grass carp), 3388 nucleotides. RefSeq names its product actin filament associated protein 1-like 2 (gene afap1l2). Gene Ontology annotation, cellular component: cytosol. Gene Ontology annotation, biological process: positive regulation of epidermal growth factor receptor signaling pathway; positive regulation of DNA-templated transcription; positive regulation of interleukin-8 production. Gene Ontology annotation, molecular function: SH3 domain binding; SH2 domain binding. NCBI's taxonomy places the organism in Eukaryota, Metazoa, Chordata, Actinopteri, Cypriniformes, Xenocyprididae. The record is from RefSeq and is a predicted model, not a curated record.
GCACAACAGCGCGAGGCGCAUCUGAAAGAGCUGUAGAAGAGGAUAACAUCUCAUCACAUCACUUCAGAAUCAGCUUGAGGAAUCAGGGCUCUCAAAGUAAACCUGACACAAACCGGUCUAGACUCAUCUGCUUCAUAUUAAGACAGCUGACAGGCUGGAAAGUCUUCUUCACGCGUGGAGAAUGGAUAAGCACAAAGUGCUGGAGCAGCUGUUGGAGCAGCUGCAGAAGUUCCUGAAGAUCCUAGAUGGAGAGAAGCUGAGUGGAAAUGCCACAGUACAGAAGGGCCUCCUGAAUGAGCUGCUGCAAUCGUACAAGUCUUCUAAUGGAGGAGAUGAAGAAUAUAUCUACAUGAACAAGGUCAUCGUCACAAGUCAAAACCAAGACAAAACAGACCACAGACCAGAAGCCAAUGGAGAACCAGGUAAACACAUCCCUGUGAAGAACCCACCAGAGCCUCCUCCUCCCAGACCAUGCAACAUAGGGAGGGAGCCCUUUCCUCUUCCACCAGCUCCUGCUCCAGCAUCUCUAGAGCCUGAAAGUUACUAUGAAGAUCCACAACCAUAUGACCCUAUAAGCAUCAAUGAUUUUGGUUGCUUUGCCAUCAUCACAGGGGUCAGGAAACGCGUAGAAGCUUCAAACAGUGUGGUCUAUGCUGUGAUCACUCGGGAAGAUACAGAACCAGUGAGCAGUUCAUAUGAGUCCUAUGAUGAGGAAGAAGUGACGAAGGGUAAGUCCACAGCCCAGCACCAGUGGCCGUCUCCUGAGGCAUCCAUCGAGCUAAUGAAGGAUGCGCGGAUCUGUGCUUUCCUCUGGAGGAAGAAGUGGCUGGGUCAGUGGGCUAAACAGCUGUGUGUCAUUCGCGAGCAUCGUCUCCUGUGCUACAAAAGCUCAAAGGAUCAGACUCCCCUGCUGGAUAUCAGUCUGCUGGGCUGCAGUGUUGUCUACAAAGAGAAGCAAACAAAAAGGAAAGAACACAAGCUGAAAAUAACCCCACUGGGUGGAGAGGCCAUUGUCCUGGGACUGCAGAGCAAAGAGCAGGCCGAACAAUGGCUGAAGGUUAUUCAGGAAAUUAGUCCGAAAAAUACUGCUGGAUCUGAUGUAACUGACUCUCCAACACUCAUCUGUACUAAGGGUGAGCAGAGCGAGAGAUACUCAGUGGCAUCUGAGAGUGGCAGCAGCACAGACAGUCACGCAGAGAACCUGGAAAACAAAGAUGUUAAGAAGAAAUACGGCAAGUUUAGUAACCUUAUGAACAUUGGUAAAAAGAAGAUUUCCUCUUUGGAAAGUCCAGAGAAGGCUGUGGAUACGUCAGGCUACCUUAAUGUCCUGGUGAACACCCAUUGGAGAAGCCGGUGGUGCUCAGUGAAGGACAGGCAGCUUUGGAUCUACAAUGACAAAAGCAAAAGCAAAGUGGCCCAGCAGCCACUGUCUCUCGAGGGGUGUUUGGUACUGCCAGACCCCAGCCCUGAGCACCUGUACUCAUUCCGCAUCCAAAUGGAUGGAGAGGAGCUCGCUAUCCUAGAAGCUAAAUCCUCCGCUGAUAUGGGCCACUGGCUCGGGCUCAUACUGUCACAAACCGGCACCAAAACAGAACCAGAAGAUCUCACUUACGACUAUGUGAACUCAGAGAGAAUAUCCAGUAUUGUCAAUGCUGCCAAGACAUCCAUGUAUUUAAUGCAGAGGAGGUACUCAGAGCCCAACACAUACACAGACAGCCCUCCAUCAGACCCUCAUACCUGUGAUGACAUAUACGAUGAUGUGGCAUCCACAGAGAACGAACAGGAGGAGGUUCAAGAGGUUCAGAAUGACAGCGAGGAGGUAACAGCAAGCGUUGAGGAGAACGGGAAGGAGAGAGUGUAUCUGGAUCUGAUCCCGGUUCGCUCCUUCCUGCACACGAGCUCGGGCAGAGUGUCACCCCAGACGUCCAACAACGUACAGACAGAGCUCAGUCCCUCAGCUGCUCCACAGGAUGAUCAGCCACAGCCUGAAGAGCCUGAAUGUGAAACCUCAUUACCGAGCAGCACAGAGAACCUGGACCCUCCACCUGUUGCCCCCAGAGUGGACGCAGACCCUUCUCCAGCACCCAAUCUGCACAUCCAGACUCAAAAAAUCAGUUUUCUUAGUCAGGAAAGCCAAAAAAGGGCCUCUCUGUCACCCCAAACCCAAUCCCUACCCCUAACGUCUGCACAGAGUCCACCCACCUCCAGAAGAAGAGCCGCCAGCACGGAUAGACUUCUCGAUAAGCUCAAGUUCUCUCCAGCAGCAGGCCCGGGGUCGGUUGAAGUGAAAUUAGGUAAGAACAGGACGGAGGCCGACGUGCGGCGUUACACCGACGACAGAGACCGGCUGGAGCGAGAGAGGGAGGAGGUUAAAAACACUCUGGCCGCACUGAGGAAAGACAGACGAGAGGUGAAAGAAGAGCUAAACUCCUGCCAAGACCCCACUCAGCAGGCCUCUCUGGAGGCUCGUCUGAAGCAGAUGGAGGAGACGUGUCGUGAGGCAGAGCGUCGACGAGUGGAGGUGGAGCUCAGCUUGAUGGAGGUGAAGGAGAAUUUGAGAAAAGUGGAAGCUGGACCCUUUACACUGGGCACCACGGUAGAUAGCAGUCUACUGGAAAAUUUAACGCCCAAGAUAGCACCUGUCACCAGUCCUGCUCCAAAUACACCCAUAACCACCAACAAUGGAGAUUCCCCUGUGAACUCUGCCACAGCGCUGAAGAACAGACCCCUGUCCAUCAUGGCACCCAACAAAGGAAACGUUCUGCAGAAGGCCAAGGAAUGGGAGAAAAAAUCCACAACCUAGUAUAUGGGAACAGCGAGCGCAAACAAGACUUUUUAGCCAAAGCUCAAAGGACUGCUAAGGCAAAUGCUUCAGGCAGGGAGGGAAAGAGGGUGUGUCCAAUGACCUGCAGGCUCCGCCCCUCUGAUACAUCACCCUCCACUCGUCCCUGCUUCUCUGCAAUCAGAGGCUGAGAUGGUACUGAGUACAUGCAGGCAGCUGAUCCAAGACAAUAUUUUCUGUUCCCUGCCAAAUAACACCACUGGACAACAAUAGAUUUUAAAUCUAUUCACGUGAUUUUAUGUAAGGGAAUAAUUGAAAUUACUCUUCCAGUGGUGUGCACAGUAUGUGAAUGUUUCACAAGCUUGAGAAGAGACCAAAAAGAGUUUAGGAGAGCUUUGAGAACCACUAUUUUUAUAUUGAAACAUAUAAAUUUAAAACCUUAAAUCAGCCAUUUGGUGCAUCUGGUACAUUGUAGCUUGGUUCAUGUAUGCUGGUAACCAAGAUGUGAAUAUAUAUUACAUAUCCGUUCAGUGUUUUUCAAUUUGUUACUGUACGCUAGCUGAAACAUGCACUUUUUAUUCAAAUAAAAGUUUGUACUGACAAUAA